Ostrea edulis (European flat oyster) is the source of this 824-nucleotide messenger RNA. RefSeq names its product meiotic recombination protein REC114-like. The transcript has 6 exons. The record is from RefSeq and is a predicted model, not a curated record. Bases 29 to 637 code for a protein of 202 amino acids. Lineage: Eukaryota; Metazoa; Mollusca; Bivalvia; Ostreida; Ostreidae.
AAGCGGGAAAAUUCAACAACAUCACAAAAUGGUUUGGAAAAUACAGAGGUAUGCCAGGCAGAAAACAGUUCAUAAAGAAGGUGACAACAUAGAGUGGGAUGAUUAUGACGACAAGCAAUCUCCAAUAGAUCUGAGAAUCCAACGAGGGAACCUUACUCUGACCCAAGGGAAGACUGUCAGGGAGUCUUACAACUUACCAUCUUCCUCACAGACACUCCGUGCAGUUUCUAAAGGCGACACCUUGUUGGUUGUCUGUCGACUAAAGACUAGCACACAUCGAUUUCGUGUGAAGUUUACCGAGGGAAAAAACUCGUGUGAAGAAUGUGCACAACAGCUGUCGACCUUCUUUCCCGUGAAAACUUUAUUAAUCGGUACAGACACCUCACAGCCGGGUGUAUUAGAAAACCAAUGUGAAAGACAAUUAUUACAGGGGGAAAUUACUCUUUCCAAUAUGGCGGAGGCCGUCAGCGGAAGCGAGUUCGUCAGACUUCCGGCAGCUUAUGACAGGGUGGGAUCAAUGGACGGAGUACAAUUGAACACGCUCAUCAAGUUCUGCCUGUCUGAUCCCAAGUUUCCGGCCUUCGUGGAAGAUGUCGAGAAGGAAUUAAUUAAAAUCAAAGAAGAGAUGAAGAUAUAAGACAAUCGUGAUGAUUAAAGAUAUUUCAGAUUUCCCCGGAUUUCUGACGUGCCGAUGGCGGGGUCUCAGGAGAAUGAGAUUGGCGUCGUUCUGUUCAAUGUCAUCUCUAUAUCGACUGGUGGUGUUGUCCCACUUACUGUUUAAAUUGUGUUUCCCUUGCAAUAACAAUAAAUUAGCUUGAAAUAAC